CAACUAUAUUGGUCGAGGAACAAAAGGUAAAAGAAAAGCAAAAAUAGAAGUAGAUAAAGAUGAACCCUACCCCCUUCAAACCAGAUAAACCUUAAUGUCGGACCAACAUCUAACUAAAGACCGAAGAACCUGAGAGUAAAAUACGAUGGCUUGGGCUAUAUCUGCAGCAACCUCCAUUCUCACUUGCUCGAGCUCAUAUUCAAAUCUGUUGUUGCCCCUUAACUUUUGGUGCCCAGUUCAAGCUCAACCCAAGAAGCCCUGUUUUCAUGCUCGUUUUUCAGUGAUUUCAAGCAAAAGAAAUCCUAACUUCAUUUGCAGGGCUGAAAAGGAGUACAAAUUCCCUGACCCAAUUCCAGAAUUCGCUGAUUCAGAGAGUGAGAAGUUUAAAAACCAUUUGUUGAAGAAGUUGUCCAAGAAGGAGGAUAUGUUUGGGGAUUCUAUUGAUGAAGUUGUUGGAAUUUGCACUCAGAUUUUCAAUAAUUUCCUGCACACGGAGUAUGGGGGCCCCGGAACACUAAUGGUGGAUCCUUUCAUCGACAUGGCAGAUACCUUAAAUGAGAGAGGCUUACCUGGUGGGCCUCAAACGGCCCGGGCGGCUGUUAAAUGGGCUCAGGCCCAUGUGGACGAGGACUGGGAUGAGUGGACUAGCAGCUAGAGCUUUUAUCGGUUGUUUGUGAGACGCGAACAAGAUUCAAGAUAUUAGCCUACUAAGUGUGGCUGUGUGCUUAAGAAUUGUAGCUAGCAGUCUAUGGUUUAACCAUUGCUGAGCUGCUGUUGUGCUGCCACCAGGACCGACACUAGCGCUCCAGUCCCAGCGCUGUGGAGUGCAUUUUUUUUUAAAUGUUAGUUGAGUUUCUUAAAUAUAGUAAUAGGUAUCUAAUGUUUUAGUUUAUAAUUUGACUAUUUCUAUUAUUUAAUUUCUGUUUGUUAAAUUUCAAAUAUUAUGAUAAUUAUUAUAUUGCUGCUUUGUGUUUUCAGUUUAAUAAUCAUUUGUGUUCUUACCCUUUGUGAAGAUAUUUUGAUGUUAUUUUUGUUACUUGGGCAUAGUGAAUGCGUCAUCUAUAACAUCGUGUGACUUAUGUAGUCGAGGUCUCAUCAUGGCGAAUUACCUCGUCUCGUGCCAAGGUCAUGGGCCAUUGCCGUGCCAUUUAAAACUAUGUAAUGGACAUUUGAUCUACUGUUCCAUGUGUAUUUCACUUUCACUCAUUUGGAUGAUUGCCAUUUAAAACAAUGUAAUGGACAUUUGAUCAA
This is a messenger RNA of Striga asiatica, 1251 nucleotides long. Lineage: Eukaryota; Viridiplantae; Streptophyta; Magnoliopsida; Lamiales; Orobanchaceae. The record is from the annotation of a GenBank genome assembly.